This is a messenger RNA of Theobroma cacao (cacao), 2182 nucleotides long. Its product is annotated as Major facilitator superfamily protein. Gene Ontology annotation, cellular component: membrane. Gene Ontology annotation, biological process: molybdate ion transport. Gene Ontology annotation, molecular function: molybdate ion transmembrane transporter activity. The record is from RefSeq and is a predicted model, not a curated record. Lineage: Eukaryota; Viridiplantae; Streptophyta; Magnoliopsida; Malvales; Malvaceae.
UUCGAGCUCCAGAAGCGAACUACCUCCUUUCUCAGUUUUCGGUUGCUCAAAAAUGCUUAACCGUUACUUUUCCGUCCCCACCUUAGUCCCCGAUCGGAUCUAGGGUUUUCCAUCUGAGAUCGAAAUGGGUGUAGUAAUUGAAAGCUCCGUUUGGGAACCAAGUUCCUCCGUCUAUAUCUUCAUUUUCCUGUCUUGUUUUCUAUCACUGUCUCUCCUCCCCUACUAUCUCUCCAAACACGCCCCCACAAAAUCUCCUUCUUUCUCCGACCAUCCAACCUCCUCCUCCCCCUCUCUCCGCUUCCAACGUCACUUUCUCCUUGUCUAUUCCCUCGCCUCAGUGUUGGAAGGAUUGUGGUCGGUGUACGGAGAGUUAGAGCUGGUUUACUAUGGAAUAAGCAAGGAAGAAAUGGUGUCGUUUUUCUGCAUUGGAUUUGGAGCUGCUCUUUUUGUUGGUAGUUUCUUAGGUCUCCUCUCUGAUAUAAUAGGUCAAAAGAAAAUGUGCUUGGUGUUUUGUAUCUUGCACCUUAUUGUUGGUAUAUGGAAGAGGAGUACAUCAGGUCCCAGCUUUUGGGUAGCAAAUGUAUUGUUGUUUUUGGCUACAUCAAUAUUCUCUUUCAGUUUCGAGACAUGGGCCGUCGUUGAACAUGACAAGCAGGGUCAUAGACAAGAUAGUUUGAAUGAAACAUUUUGGUUGAUGACUUUUUUUGAAUCUGCCUCUUGGAUUGGAAGUCAGGUGAUUGGUAAUUGGUUGGUGGGUACUAAUAAUUUGGAGAAAGGGAUUGCAUCUCCUUCUACUGCAGCCAUCUUACUGGCAAUAGUAGGCAUCAUCUGUAUAUCCAGAGAUUAUAAUGGAACUCCACAGACAAUGACGAUUAAGGAUUAUAGGGUGUCCUUUUAUGCAUGUAUUCUUGGUGAUAGAAGAAUAUGGCUACUGGCAUGUUCGCAAGCUUGCAUUCAUUUUUCCAUUUUAGUUUUCUGGAUUCUUUGGGCCCCAACACUGGUGGCUGAUGGUCGAGAAGUGUAUCUAGGGCUGAUAUAUCCAUGUUUGCUGGGGGCAAGGAUGUUAGGAAGCUCAAUGUUUCCAUGGCUUAUUAGUGCAUCGCUUCGAACCGAGGAUUGCUUAGUAUAUGCAUUUAUCGUACAGGGUCUUCUUUUGUCCAUAAUAGCUUAUGAUUACCAGGAAAUUGGAGUUCUGGUGACACAGUUUUCUUUAUUCCAUGUCUGCACUGGCCUGAUUCUGCCUUCACUUGCGAGAUUGAGGACCAUGUAUGUGCCAAAUGAGUUGCGUGGAGGAAUGAUGAGCCUUUCUCUAGCUCCUGCAAAUGCAGCAAUUUUGUUUAUUCUGAUGCAGAGAGGCUAUUAUAGGACCAUUGAGAAUGCAACAAUGAUAGCAUUUGCUGCAAUCGGACUAUUCAUGGCAGCUGGUUGCAUGCAUGUUUUGAAGCGGUGGGGAAAGCAACCAUAUCAAAACUGGCACAAAUUAUGAUUGUUUCAUGACCCACUUUUGCUGACGUUGAUGGUUUCCUGUAGUCUGUCAUAGCCACUGAUCGAAGUGAAUGAUUAAACAGAACAUUAUCCUGGACCUUCAAAUUGAUGGUGAAGCAUAUGUUGGGAGGCAUUCAACAUACGCAAAAAGGACAAAGAGAAGAACCUAUAUGAAGUCCAAGUUUCAUGGAUUACCUAAGUUAUAGUGAUAACCUCGUUGGAUGUCUUCUGAGAAACUACACUACAAGCGAUGUGGUGGUCAGCCAGUAACAGUUGACCAUUGAAUUCCCCUGUAAGUUUUGGCCAAUACAUUUCAACUUGUUUUACAACCAGUUUUGAUUCUGCUCCACAAGUUCAGUAAUCGGCCGGGAAUGAUAGGAGGACUUAUGCUCAAGAAAUCCGCUAACGAGAAAGGUGCAGUUCAAAGGUGGGUUAAUGCAGCAGUGUGCCUCUUGAAUGUUAAGAAGGUUGAGAUUUGUGUUUUAGGAGUUUAUAUUAAUAGAAUUGCAAAAGCCUGAGGCGUGACAAGAUUCAUUCAGAAUCUUGUUUUGUUUGAAACUGAGUUUGAUUAUCCUUUUUCUGGGUUUUAUCUGUUGUAGUUUAAAGCUUGUCUAAAGUAGGAAGAUAAGAAGCUUGUGCCUUGUUAUAUCCUUUGACUCACGGCUGACAGAAUAAAAUAUAAGAAAGCAUUCCCUGA